AUGCACCAGGCCGACAGCUCAGACCCUCCACCGGCUUCGCCCUCCUCAGCGGGAGCCGAGCGGAGCCGCCAUUUCUGCCCCUUUCUCUCUCGUUCUCGCUCUCGAGCUCCGUGCGUCAGGGAUCCAGCGCCGCAGGGCCGACGAGACCGCUUCCGGCCGCGGCCGCUGCGGGGCGCUGCAGGGCCGGCCAGCCCUUCUCCUGUCCGCUCCCCCCUCCUCUCCCUCCGCCCCUCCAGUAGGCCCCGCCCAGCGGCGCGGCGUCAGCGCUCGGCGGCGGGGGGGCGGGGGGGAAAGGACGCUCUGGGCUACGUGAGCUCUAUGUUUCACAGGUCUGGCCCCGCGUCCUGGAGGGGGAUGGGAAUAACCAGAAAGACCGCGGGGCCAGCCAGCGCGCUGGAGCUGACCCUGGAGUUCUCACGCCCUGCGAGGCCCGAAUACCCUAGCACCUCCACCAGCGCCCCAGAGUGGCCUGGAUGCAGCCUGGAACGACCCGCAGAGGCGGAGGGGGCGAUCCACGGCCACCGGGGAGGACGAGGGCGCGGUGACCUGAGUUGGAAUCCCAGAGGUACCCGAGGCAGGACGCCGAACUUGAGUCGCACUUUUCGUGUCUGUAAAAAUGAGACUGUGGUAGAAAUAGAUCUGUGCGGCUUCUGGCAAAUGGAAACAGAAAAGACAAGAACCUGCUCAAGUUACAGUCUGAUGCAAUCACCCUGCAAAAUCCUGGUAAAAUAAAGGAUACAUCUAAGGAGGAAUUAGAAAUAAACCUGCCAACCUUCCCAUCAUUUAUCCCCAGGAAACUGCAAGGAAAGCUGCCUUUCCCAACAUCUACACUAAGAAUGAAGGGCAGAGGCGCAUGGAUGAUUCAGUUGGUUAAGUGUCUGACUCUUGAUUUCCUGCUCAGGUUGU
This is a messenger RNA of Hyaena hyaena (striped hyena), 906 nucleotides long. RefSeq lists its product as uncharacterized. NCBI's taxonomy places the organism in Eukaryota, Metazoa, Chordata, Mammalia, Carnivora, Hyaenidae. The coding region runs from base 1 to 732 and encodes 243 amino acids. The record is from RefSeq and is a predicted model, not a curated record. The transcript is spliced from 2 exons.